Messenger RNA from Vitis vinifera (wine grape), 6014 nucleotides. RefSeq lists its product as uncharacterized. Bases 522 to 5144 code for a protein of 1540 amino acids. The record is from RefSeq and is a predicted model, not a curated record. Gene Ontology annotation, molecular function: DNA-binding transcription factor activity; sequence-specific DNA binding. NCBI's taxonomy places the organism in Eukaryota, Viridiplantae, Streptophyta, Magnoliopsida, Vitales, Vitaceae. Gene Ontology annotation, cellular component: nucleus. The transcript is spliced from 2 exons. Gene Ontology annotation, biological process: regulation of DNA-templated transcription.
ACGAGAAUAUUCAGAAACUAAUGGCUGGUGGGGAGAGGCGGCGACUCAAGGGAGGAGAUUCGGUUGGAUGAGGCAGCGAAUUGAGGGAGGGAGUGACCGGUUAUAGCCGGUGGACCUUGGUGCUGUGGCAGCGCCUCGUCCGACGAUUUCCUGGAGGCUUCGUGGAUGAGCAGCCCCCCUUCCUUCUUCCCUCCUUUAUAAAGCCGAUUGCGCCGUCCGCUAUCUUCUUCAAGUCAGAGUGCCUUCUCUAUCCUCCUCGAGUGAUCAGGUUAGCCACUCCCUCUUCUUUUCAUCGCUCUAGAAAUUUAUGUAUAUCUAGGGUGGUCGAAGAACUUGGAUUCUGCUUUGCCAGAUUUUUAACAUGAAUAUGCCCAAAUUUUAGUUUUUCCCCCCUCCUAUUUAGUUGGUUCUAUAGAUUUUUAUUUUUAUGUGGUCUGGGUUAAUAGGUUCUGAAAUCUAGAUUAGGGGUUGAAAGAUAGUUGUUUAGUGAGACUUGAUUUAUUAGGGUUAGGAUUUCAGCUAUGGAUUCCCGUUUGGGUGGGUUUGUUGAUUCGAUUAACGAUUUCGAACUGAAUGGUCAGGCCUUUUUGACCGAUUCAGAUCAGUUUCCAAAUUUUGAGAAUGGAUUCAAAUUCGAUUCUCACUCGCCUCUAGAUUUUAACUUCUUGGAUCGUCCUGUUCUUCCUCCUGAUAUGAACCUGGGUGCGUUUGCUCCAUCUUCGAGCUUGAGCCCAGAUGGAGAUUCUUCUGAUGAAGGUGAUGAUAGUUUUCUCAAGUACGUAAGCCAGGUGCUUAUGGAAGAGAAUCUGGAGGACAAAGCUUGUAUGUUCCAUGACCCGCUGGCGCUACAAGCUGCUGAGAGGUCGUUUUACGAGGUUCUUGGUGGGCAAAAUCCUCCUUCCCGGAAUCAAACCCAUCAAAUUGUUGACAGUCCUGAUGAUAAUGCUUGGAGUAGUUUCAGUGAUUAUAGUAGUUAUAGCAGUCCUAGUAAUGGCUCUAGCAAUUCGGUGAACCAUCAGUGGAUUACUGAUCCUGGCAAUUCCACGAACCAUCAGUGGGUCGUUGAUCCUGGUGAUCUUAACUACAAAUCCUCUUUCUUACUGAACCCUCUACCUGAAAACUAUGUUUUCAGCUCGACUAUAGGAUCUGGCUCACAGUCCUCCACAAACUCUUUUGAUAGUUUCAGUAAGACUGGUAACGAGGCACCAAGCCCAGUCUUGGUUCCAAAUAUUUUUAGUGAUAGCGAAUCGGUGUUGCAGUUUAAGAGAGGAGUAGAGGAAGCUAGUAAAUUCCUUCCUAAGGCUACUAAUCUUGUUAUUGAUCUGGAGAAUGGCACAUUGCCCCCACAAUCAAAGGUGGAGACUCAAAGGGUGGUCGUGAAGACAGAGAAGGAUGAGAGGGAGAAUUCACCUAAAUGGUUGAGGGGACGAAAGAAUCUUCACAGAGAAGAUCAUGAAUUAGAAGAAAGGAGUAGAAAGCAGUCAGCAGUUCAUCUGGAAGAAGACGAAGAUGAGCUAUCAGAGAUGUUUGAUAGGGUAUUGCUAUGUUCUGAUCCUAAAGCAGAGCGUUCUUACUACUGUACUGGGGAAGAAGACUGCAAUAGCUUGCAGCAGUCUGAACAUCCACAGUCUAAUGCUGAAAAGACACGCACUAAGAAGUCAUCUAAGGAAGUGGUGGAUUUGAGAACUCUGUUGAUUCACUGUGCACAAGUUGUCUCUACCUAUGAUCUCAGGACUGCAAAUGAACUACUAAAGCAGAUUAGGCAGCACUCUUCCCCUUUUGGUGAUGGAUCGCAGAGGUUGGCUCAUUUCUUUGCUGAAGGCCUGGAAGCACGCUUGGCAGGCACUGGGACAGAGAUUUAUACUGUCCUAGCUUCCAAGAAGGUGUCAGCUGCUGCUAUGUUGAAAGCUUACGAACUUUUCCUUGCAGCCUGCCCAUACAAGAUGAUCUCUAUUUUCUUUGCGAACCAUAUGAUUUUGCGUUUAGCUGAGAAAGCAAAAGUGCUUCAUAUUAUAGAUUUUGGUAUCUUAUACGGCUUCCAAUGGCCUGGCCUCAUCCAACGUCUCUCAGCAAGACCUGGAGGGCCUCCCAAGCUUCGAAUUACAGGAAUAGAGCUUCCCCAACCGGGUUUCCGGCCAGCAGAAAGAGUUGAGGAGACAGGGCGCCGACUGGCAAGGUAUUGUGAACGAUUCAAUGUUCCAUUUGAGUACAAUGCCAUAGCAAAGAAGUGGGAAACUAUCCAAAUUGAGGAUCUCAAGGUUGACAGCAAUGAGGUAAUUGCUGUGAACAGCAUGUUCCGGUUUAAGAAUUUACUUGAUGAGACAAUUGUGGUGGACAGCCCAAGGAAUGCGGUUUUGGGCUUAAUCAGGAAAAUUAAUCCUCAUAUUUUCAUCCAUUCCAUCACUAAUGGUUCGUAUAAUGCACCAUUCUUUGUCACACGGUUCCGGGAAGCACUGUUUCACUUCUCUGCAGUGUUUGAUGCGUUGGGUAACAACAUAGCCAGUGAAAAUGAGCACAGGUUAAUGUAUGAGAAAGAAUUCCUGGGGCAGGAGGUGAUGAACGUCAUAGCAUGUGAGGGUUCUGAAAGGGUUGAGAGGCCUGAGACAUACAGGCAGUGGCAGGUUCGGACCCUGAAUGCUGGGUUCAGACAGCUCCCAUUAAAUCAGGAGCUCACAAAGAAAUUGAAGACCAAGGUUAAGUUGGGUCACCACAAGGAUUUUUUGGUGGAUGAAGAUGGGAAUUGGCUGCUGCAGGGUUGGAAGGGACGAGUUCUCUUCGCUUCCUCCUGUUGGAUACCCGCGGUUCAGAUUUCGGCUUUGGAUCCACGUUUGAGGGGAUUUGUUGAUGCGAUGAAUGGUAUCGAAUUCAAUGGUCAAGCCUUUUUGACUGGUUCAGAUCAGUAUCCGAAUUUUGAAAAUGGAUUCACAUUUGAUGCUCACUCGCCUCUAGAUCUUAACUUCUUAGAUCAUCCUUUUCUUCCUCCUGAUGUGAACCUGGGUGUGUUUGCUCAAUCUUCGAGCUUGAGCCCAGAUGGAGAUUCUUCCGAUGACGGUGACUCUUCUGAUAGUUUUCUCAAGUACGUAAGCCAGGUGCUUAUGGAAGAGAAUCUGGAGGAUAAAGCCUGUAUGUUCCACGAUCCGCUGGCGGUACAAGCUGCUGAGAAGUCGUUUUACGACGUUCUUGGUGGGCAAAAUCCUACCUUCCGGAGUGAGCCCCCUGUUCAUGUUGACCAAGUUGUUGACAGCCCGGAUGAUAGCGUUUCGGGCAGUAGCAGUGACUAUGGUAGUUAUAGCAGUCGUAUCAAUGGUACUAGUAAUCUUCAGUGGAGUGCUGAUGCUCACAAUUCUGCGAACCAUCAGUGGGUUGUUGAUCCCGGUGAUCGUAACUACAAAUCCUCUUUCCUACAAAACCCUCUUCCUGAAAAUUAUGUUUUUGGGUCUGCUUUAGGAUCAGCUUCGCCGUCUUCUGUCACCUCUUCUGAUAGCUUCAGUAACAUCGGUAAUGGAGUUGUUGACUCUUCACCAAAAACAGUCUUGGUUCCAAAUAUUUUUAGUGAUAGUGAGUCGAUCUUGCAGUUCAAGAGAGGGGUAGAGGAAGCUAGUAAAUUCCUUCCUAAGGCUACUAAUCUUGUUAUUGAUCUGGGGAAUGGCACAUUGCCUCCACAAUCAAAGGUGGAGACUCAAAGGGUGGUUGUGAAGACAGAGAAGGAUGAGAGGGAGAAUUCGCCUAAAUGGUUAAGGAGAAGAAAGAAUCUUCACAGGGCUGAUAUCGAAUUAGAAGAAGGAAGGAGAAGCAAGCUGUCAGCCGUUGAUUUGGAAGAAGACGAUGAUGAGCUAUCGGAGAUGUUUGAUAAGGUGUUGCUAUGUUCUGAUGAUAAAGCAGAGCCUUCUUACUAUUGUACUGGUGAUGAAGACCUGCAUAAUGGAAUUUGCAAUACCUGGCAGGUGUAUGGAAGUGCACACUCUAAUGGUGAAAAGACACGCAUUAGAAAGCAGUCCAGUGGGAAGGAGGUUGUGGAUUUUGGGACUCUGUUGAUUCAGUGUGCACAAGCCGUCUCUGCUGAUGAUCACCGGACUGCUAAUGAACUAUUAAAGCAGAUUAGGCAGCACUCAUCCCCUUUUGGUGAUGGUUAUCAGAGGUUAGCUCAUUGCUUUGCUGAUGGCUUGGAAGCACGCUUGGCAGGCACUGGGACAGAGAUUUAUACUGUCCUAGCUUCCAAGAAGGUGUCAGCGGCUGCUAUGUUGAAAGCUUAUGAACUUUUUCUUGCAGCCUGCCCAUUCAAGAAGAUCUCUGCUUUCUUUGCAAACCAUAUGAUUUUACGUCUAGCUGAGAAAGCAACAGUGAUUCAUGUCAUCGAUUUUGGUAUCCUAUAUGGUUUUCAAUGGCCCAUCUUCAUUCAACGACUCUCAGCCAGACCUGGAGGGCCUCCCAAGCUUCGAAUUACAGGAAUAGAGCUUCCCCAACCGGGCUUCCGGCCAGCAGAAAGAGUUGAGGAGACAGGGCGUCGACUGGCAAAAUAUUGUGAACGAUUCAAUGUUCCAUUUGAGUACAAUGCCAUAGCACAGAAGUGGGAAACUAUCCGAAUUGAGGAUCUUAAGAUUGACAGGAAUGAGGCGAUUGCUGUGAACUGUCUCUUCCGGUCUAAAAACUUACUUGAUGAGACAAUUGUGGUGGACAGCCCAAGGAAUGCUGUUUUGGGCUUAAUCAGGAAAAUCAACCCUCAGAUUUUUGUCCAUUCUAUUAUUAAUGGUUCCUACAAUGCCCCGUUUUUUGUCACACGGUUCCGGGAAGCACUGUUUCACUUCUCUGCAGUGUUUGACGUUUUGGAUAAUAACGCACCCCGUGAAAAUGAGCAGAGGUUGAUGUUUGAGAAAGAAUUCUGCGGGCGGGAGGUGAUGAAUGUGAUCGCAUGUGAAGGAUCCCAGAGGGUCGAGAGGCCGGAGACAUACAAGCAGUGGCACGUUCGGACUCUGAAAGCUGGGUUCAGGCAACUCAAGUUAGAUCAGCAGCUCGCAAAGAAAUUGAAGACCAAGGUGAAAGUGGGCCAUCAUAAGGAUUUUUUGGUUGAUAAAGAUGGGGAUUGGCUGCUGCAGGGUUGGAAGGGCCGAGUUCUCUAUGCUUCCUCCUGCUGGAUUCCCACGUAAGAGUCCAGAACUGGACAACCCUGGGGCUCCAUUUUCUUGUGCGCGUGCUCUGACUUCUUAUCGUCUUUUCAGAUGUAAGCUUUGUCCCAUUAGGGUCUUUAAUUUAAUUUAUAUUCAGACUAUGAAUGUGAUGUCCCACAUCGGAUAGGGGAGAAUGUUCCUGGCGCUAUAUAUGUAGAGGCUCCUCUUAACCAAGUAGACGCGUUUUAAAGCCGUGAGGGCCCCCUUGGGCCCAAAGCGGACAAUAUCUACAUGGUUGGGUGCGGGUCGUUACAAAUGGUAUCAGAGCCGAUCCCCGACCCCGGUGUGGGGGUUUGUUUGGCUUUGUCUGUUUGGCCCCGCAAUCCCAUGGGACACAACGAGGACGUUGUGUCUGCAUGGGGGGGUGUUUGUGAUGUCCCACAUCGGAUAGGGGAGAAUGUUCCUGGCGCUAUAUAUGUAGAGGCUCCUCUUAACCAAGUAGACGCGUUUUAAAGCCGUGAGGGCCCCCUUGGGCCCAAAGCGGACAAUAUCUACAUGGUUGGGUGCGGGUCGUUACAAAUGGUAUCAGAGCCGAUCCCCGACCCCGGUGUGGGGGUUUGUUUGGCUUUGUCUGUUUGGCCCCGCAAUCCCAUGGGACACAACGAGGACGUUGUGUCUGCAUGGGGGGGUGUUUGUGAUGUCCCACAUCGGAUAGGGGAGAAUGUUCCUGGCGCUAUAUAUGUAGAGGCUCCUCUUAACCAAGUAGACGCGUUUUAAAGCCGUGAGGGCCCCCUUGGGCCCAAAGCGGACAAUAUCUACAUGGUUGGGUGCGGGUCGUUACAAUGAAGGUAAUUGAUUGAAAUUUUGUAUGAUAGCAGUUUGGCCUAAUGCAUGUGAAUUUUUGUACCA